Molecule: messenger RNA, 3054 nt
Organism: Besnoitia besnoiti
Lineage: Eukaryota; Apicomplexa; Conoidasida; Eucoccidiorida; Sarcocystidae
Exons: 7
Coding region: 1-3054 (1017 amino acids)
Source: RefSeq, a predicted model, not a curated record
AUGAGAUGUUUUCGACGCGCCCCUGCCCGUUUUCUCCACUCCGUGUCUGACUCUUCUCCUGCUUCCUGUUCGAGGCUCUCGGCGCGACCUUCGUUCUCUCCUUCCGCCCCCAAGCCGCUUUCCGACUGUGCUUCUUCCGGCGCUCACGAGCACCGUCGUGCCCUUUCUCGGUGCACCAACGCGAGAGAUCCGACUCGCUGGGAUGAAGAAGAAGCGGCAGCCCAUGUGGCAAGCACGUCGCCAGGCGCAUUCGCGCGGUGUGCGUCCACGCCUUCCUCUGGCUUCUCCGCUCUGGCUCUCCACUCCUCUUUUCCGCCCUCUCCCUCCUUCUCUCCAGUGAACUUCGGUUGCUUUCUGAAGACCCAAGAAGAUGUGGUUCAGAGCGCCUCGCGGCGUUCGCGACUUGCGCCUCCGGCGCCGCUGCGUUUCUUCUCUUCCGCCCCGAGGCCGCAUCAGGCCCCUAGAAAGGACGACCCACCCGACGUCAAGCGCCGAGGGCAAGGAGGCGCAGGCGCGCUGCUUCUUCGGCUAAAGUGGCACUCGAACUUCUACUCCGCUGGGCCGUCUGCGGCGCAGAUGCAUCCACAGUCGCUGCUGGCGUCGCCGUCUGGCGCCGCCAGCGCAGGCUCGGCACGGGCGCGCGAGAGAGAGGAAGAACGCGAGGCCCUGCUGAGGGAGACGUACCUCUGCCUGCCGCAGUUGAAGGCGAACGAGGCGGCUGAGGCCGCGUACCUGAUCGCGACCAUGUAUGAAGCCGGCGCGGGCGGUGAAGAGAAAGGCGACGUCCCGAUUGAGCUGCUCAAGGCGCUCCUGGUCCAAGUCCUCCGCCAGGACCCCGCGCGCACCCUCGCACCGGUAGCCCUGCACAGGUUUCUGCGCGUUUCGGCGCUCUAUCCGCACGCGGCGGAUCGCGGGCUGCUGGAGGACCUGGCGCUCACACUCGCGCGCCGCCACCGGCAUCUUUCUGUGACGUCUCUGCAGCUUAUCACAGAGGAUUUCUCGUCGUGCUUCUUCCCCGGUUUCCACCCGCUCUUCGCGGCGAUCGCAGACCACCUCACGGCGCCGCCUAGCGCCCGCCCGCGGACGCCGUCUGAGCGCGACGCCGACGAGCGUAAAGGGCGCAGAGACGCCGCCAGCGGCUCGGUGAGGAGAGGGGGCGUGGAGCGUGGAGACACCUGGGUCAGCGAGAAGGAGGAAGACCUCACUGCGACGCACGCGUGCUUCUUCUUCAACUCCUACUCGAGAACGAACUGCCAUCCUCCGCACUUCUUCGAACGUCUCUCGCGCGUCCUGGAAGAAAGCCUGGAGGCGCUUCAUCGCGCGCAAUUUUCCCAGGCGCGUUCCGCGCCCUCUGCGCCCGCGGCUCCGUCGUUUGCGUCCGCUUCGUCUUCGUCGGUCCCUGACCGCUUCAGCUUUUCCAUUCUGGCGCUCGGGCUGAAGGGCAUGGUCAACUGCGGAGUGCAGCCCUCGGAGAAGUUCGUGCGCCUCGCCGGCGAUUUAGUGACCAACUACAUCGACGACCCCGAGGCGUCGGUCCUCCACCAGCGCGGCGAGAAGCUGGCGACAAAGAGUCUCCUCCGGGCCCUGACGUUUUUUUGCAAGGCGCGCACGGCCUCGCUGGUUGCCGAGCUUUCUGCGCCUCCGGCGUCGCCCGCUGACGCGUUGUGCGCGGCGCCGUCGCCCUGCUCUGUGUCGUUUCCGCUGUUCCACGUUGCCUCGUGCCUAGCCGACAAGCUGCCGCCGCAUGCGUUUUGCUCGGACGACCUCGCCGACCUGAGCACAGCGGUGCGGUGCCUCGACGCGCUGCUGCUGUCCGCGUGCCCUGCCUCACAUUCGCUCGCUCUCCUCCUGCAGGACUUUUGCAGCGGGGCGGAGGACGAAGCCUUUCAGACUCUACGCGGCGAGCGAGGCACGAACCCCUCGGGGCGAAGCGGCGACGCGUCGGGCGCCAGCCCAAGCGCCCACGAGACCGGGGGGGCUGCGCAUGCGCUCGACGCCGCCAACCUGCCGCUUUCUUCUGCAUCCUCCUCGCCGUCCCCUGCGGCGCCUCCCGCUGCGUUCGCGCCUCUCGCCGGCGCGGUCUCAGGCGGGUCGUCGCCUGCCUCGCUGCGGCCGUGGCUCGCGCUGUACGUCAGGCUUCAGGCGCGCUUCCUGAGUCUGCUCAAACUUCAUCUGUCAAAUUUGCAUCCGUUCCAGCGAAUCUCCGUGCUGGAUCAGAUGCUCGCCACGUCUUCGCUCUUCCCGCCGGAGGCCAGGCGCGAGCCGAAGCACGCGGCGCUGCUCUGCGCGCUGAGAAGUUUGGGGCACGCCGAGGCAGUUACCCCGGAGGGCACACGGUCUGCCGGCGAGGGCGCGGCGGGCGCUGAGGACCUCGCGCCCACGCAGAGUGCGAGGCCGCCGGCAGGCGCAGCAGCCGUCGCGGGCGGUCGUGGCGACGCGGCGGUGUCUGGGCAUGGAGCCGCAGGCAGCCCGCUGGAGCCGCCGCCCUCGGGGUCUGCUCUGUCGGCGCCUUCCAGCUCUGAGGCGGCCGCGCCGCGGAGCCCUCCAGUGCUGUCGCCGGCGAUCGUGUCGCUCCUGCGGAGUAUUUACUAUCGCCUGGCGUCUCUGAAUCUGCGUUUGCUCUCGCUGCUUCUCGCUUCGCUUCACGCAGUGCACUUCUCCUUCCAAGGCCCGACCCCCCCGACGCGCACGCAGCAGCUCUGCGCGCCGCACAAAAAAGACGUCCACUGGAGUAACGCUUUCCUGCACAUCCUCGGCCGCGAAGGCAUGCGGAAAGUCGGCACCGCGACCCCCGAAGAAAUGGCUGAAUUCCUCCUGAGGUACUACGUCGACCUCGAGUGCUUCGACGUCUGCAUCGAGCCUCUCACCUUCUACGUUGAAAAGCUCGCUAUGCUUCACCAGCUCCGGCAGCUGGCCCCAGCGGUCUUGGAUGCGCUCGCGGUUACUCUGCAGGCAGCUUUGGCCACGCCUCACGGCCUGCCAGCGCUCCAGGACCUGCCGGAUGGCGCCCGCACGUUCGCAGACCACGUUUCGCGCCGCACGGUCUCUGUGUAA